GACGCGAGGCUGAUGGCAAGAAGCCCAUGGCUUUGGCAUCGCUGGCCCCUGUCCGCUGGUUUCACUUUGUCCACGAUCAUGGGUCUAAGGAGUUGCAGCUUUAGUGCUACGGUGGGCAGCUCCGGAAACCCUUCGCAGAGGGCCGGUCUUUUCAACGAGGCCCACCUGGCGGCCGACGUUCAGCGGAUCUUCAUCGAUGGCGACUGCAUCUGCGAGUCCUUUUACCCCUACAUGCAGACGUUGGCCAAUCGGUCGAAGCUGGCGGUGUUUGUCGCGGUAAAAGGUGACCAGAGGAUCGCCAAGGACAGGCUUCGAAGAAGACUUCUGGAGUCUGGCAUUGACGAAUCGCAGCUUCUGCUGGUGCCCACGAGGACCGGGGCGGAGAACGCUGCAGAUGUGGUGCUCACCUACCUCUAUGGACGCUAUGCGGGCACGAAGAACUACCUUGUUUCCGAUGACCGCAAGUGGUUCGAG
Symbiodinium sp. CCMP2456 is the source of this 474-nucleotide messenger RNA. The record is from the annotation of a GenBank genome assembly. Lineage: Eukaryota; Dinophyceae; Suessiales; Symbiodiniaceae.